AUUAUAAAACCUUCCACGAGAUGCACGACACGACCAUAAAAUCUUAAAAAACAAAUCCAACAUGUAGUGCCGGCGGGACCAGUUAGCAACAAAAUUUCAAACUGAAUACUCUUUCUCCACUUCUCCUUCUCUCUUUCUCAUUCCACAACUACACAAACAUACCUCACGAAAUCAAAUUCUCCUUCUCUCUCAAAACACAGUGAUGAUGAAGUUGAUAGAACAGUGUCAAGUUGCACCACCACAAAAUUCACUUCCUUCACCAACCACUCUCCCUAUCACUUUCUUCGACAUUCCAUGGUUCUACUGUCACCCAGUUCAACGCAUCUUUUUCUACCACUUUCCUCAUCCAACUCAUCACUUCCUUCAAACAACACUUCCCAUUCUCAAACACUCUCUUUCUCUCACCCUCCAACACUUCUUCCCCUUCUCCUCCAAUCUCAUCAUCCCUACUAAUUCCGAUAACCCCCCUUACAUACGCUACCUCGACGGCGACUCUCUCUCCUUCACCGUCUCUGAAUCCUCAGCAAACUUCAACCUCCUCAUAUCUGAUUCUCAAGACGCUCAAAACUGGCACCCUCUUGUUCCUAACUUGCCUUCACCUCGUACCGAACCAAACGGUACACGUGUUAUUCCUAUUAUGUCCAUUCAACUCACCGUUCUACCGGAUCAUGGAUUCUCUAUAUGUCUCACGUUUCAGCAUGUCGCCGGAGACGGAAAAUCACUUCAUCAUUUCAUGAAAUAUUGGGCAUCUCUUUCAAAAGCAAGUGCAAACAACAACAACAAUUGUUUAUUAUCUCUUGAUCUUCCUUCCCAUGAAAGAGAUAGAGUUAAAGAUACAAAAGGUCUUAAAUAUAUCUACUUACAAGAACUACAAGAUUCUGAGUCAGAAAACAUGGAAUUCGCGGGUCUGGUUCGAGAUUCUUAUGUUAACAAGGUACGAACAACUUUAGUAUUGAGCUAUGAGCAAGUUCAGAGUUUGAAGAAAUUGGUCACUGAUAAAUGUAAAGACAGUCACAACCACAACAAAACACAGCAUGUGUCAACUUUUGUUGUAACAAGUUCAUUAAUUUGGUUUUGUAUGGUAAAAUCGGAGGAGAGCGAAAGCAAAAGUGAUCAAGAUGAUUGUGUUGUUGUUGAUGAUCUCUGCUACUUUGUGUUUCUUGCAGACUGUCGUGAUAGCAGUGAAUUUUCAUUACCAAAAACUUACUUUGGAAAUUGUCUUGCUUCUUAUAUUGUGGCUGUAGAGAGGAAUGAGUUAGUUGGAGAAAAUGGGAUUGUUGUGGCUGCAAUUGGUAUUGAAAAAAAGAUAAGAGAUUUUAAGAGUGAUGCUUUAUUAGGAGCUGAAACAUUGAUGUCUGAUUAUAGGGAAUUAACGAAACCUGGUAAGUCUCUUGUAGUGGUUGCAGGGUCACCUAAACUUGCUGUUUAUGAGACUGAUUUUGGUUGGGGGAAGCCUUUGAAAUCUGAUGCAGUACAUCUUGAUACUACUGGUUCGGUUUCUCUUUCUGAUUGUAGAGAUGGUGGAGGUGGAAUUGAAGUUGGUUUGGCUCUUGAGAGGUCUAGAAUGGCUAAUUUCAUCAGCAUCUUUCAACAACAACUUGAUAGUAUUUGUAACAUGUGAAUGGAAAAAAAUGCGUCUUGGGUUUCAGCAACUCAAAAUGAUUACGAAGUUUCUACUUUUUCUACUAAUAAAGUAUGUCUUUUUUAAAAUCAACAAUUUUCUAUGUUUAUCAUGUCAUUAUAGUAAAUUGAGUUUUUUAUUUCUAAGCAACACCCAAAUAUGGAUUAGCGUGUUCUUAGAUGUGUUUUUUUUGGGGUUAUUUACCUAACCGAAAAAAAUAUAAAUAUUAUAAUCCUUCUGAUUAUAAGUAUUUUAUUUCUAAA
This is a messenger RNA of Vicia villosa (hairy vetch), 1884 nucleotides long. RefSeq names its product coumaroyl-CoA:anthocyanidin 3-O-glucoside-6''-O-coumaroyltransferase 1-like. Bases 203 to 1621 code for a protein of 472 amino acids. The record is from RefSeq and is a predicted model, not a curated record. NCBI's taxonomy places the organism in Eukaryota, Viridiplantae, Streptophyta, Magnoliopsida, Fabales, Fabaceae. The transcript has a single exon.